Molecule: messenger RNA, 330 nt
Organism: Penicillium pulvis
Lineage: Eukaryota; Fungi; Ascomycota; Eurotiomycetes; Eurotiales; Aspergillaceae
Exons: 3
Coding region: 73-330 (85 amino acids)
Source: RefSeq, a predicted model, not a curated record
UUCACAUCUCCAACUUACAUCACUCAAGCGAAAAUAAGCUUUUCUUGACUUUCUUCAACUUUCUAUCUCAAAAUGUUCGGCAACGGUCUCUUCAACUGGUUCUCUUCCUCUAAGCAGGAGUCUGCCCCCGCUACCUGGGACGCCACUACUGCUACUGUGCAGAACCAGCAGCCUACCAGCCCUGAUGCUCCUUCCACUGAGUGCGUUGUCUCUGAGCAGCCUAACUCCCAAGAGAACAUGAUGAAGCUGCGUGGUGGUGGUGCCGGUGAUAUCUGCUGUGGCGUUUGCGCUGGUCUUCUCUGCUUCGAGUGCUGCGAGGACUGCUGCUAA